Racocetra fulgida is the source of this 717-nucleotide messenger RNA. The record is from the annotation of a GenBank genome assembly. Lineage: Eukaryota; Fungi; Glomeromycota; Glomeromycetes; Diversisporales; Gigasporaceae.
AUGACAGUUACAAUUGGAAAAGAAAAAGUUUCUUUAGUGCAUUCUUCCGGUUCUUCAGCCGAAGCUAAUCUUCCACAACAUGGCAUUGCUCGUAUUUCUACAUGGAAAUGGUCAGGAACCGAUGCAGAUAAUGAGGAAGAAGUAACCGUUAGAUUUAAACUCACGGAUUCUGAAGUUCCAGAAAAUCUUCACAAAGAAUGGCCAAAGAAAUUUGAAAUUAUAUUUAUCGUAACACUAACCGCCAAUACUUUAAAAAACACAUUUCAAGUUACAAAUAAUGGUACUGAACCAUUCGAUUUUAAUGCUCUUUUACAUACUUAUUACUCUGUCCCGGAUAUUUCCAAGGUUUCGAUCAAAGGGUUAAACGACAUAACUUAUAUUGAUAAAGUUGAGAAUUUCGCACGUGUUCUGGAUGUUAAAGAUUCAAUUACGAUCGAUCGAGAAACAGAUCGCAUUUACGAAAAUGUUCCUCGAGAUGAAUUUCUUAUCGAUUUGGGUCAGCCUGGCGGCGCGGGAAAUUUCACCCUAAAAAAGAUCAAUUUGAAAGAUACAGUUGUUUGGAAUCCAUGGAUUGAUAAAGCUCGCUCAAUGUCGGAUUUUGGUGAUGAAGAAUACAAAAAUAUGGUUUGUGUUGAGCCUGGAACAGUCACGGAAUACAUUAGAUUGGAGGCUGGUAAAAGUAGUGAAUGUGGUCAAAUCCUGAAAGUUCAACUAUGA